CGCAGGCGGCCGAGGCUGUGCAGCAGCUGUGCGGCGACCGCGACAGCCUGGCGGCCACGUGCCUGGCGCUGGUUUCCGACGAGGCGGCGUGCGGACGCGUGCGCGAGAUGGCGUUCGCCGUGGCGGGCCGCGUGCUGCGGCUCUUCACCGGCCCACUUGCCUCGGCGCCCGGCGGAGCCGAGCUGCGGCGCCAGCUGGUGCUGCCGCUGAGCGCCGAGCCGGUGCGCGCGCAGCUCGAGCGCUUUUUCGCGCGCCGGAUGGCGGCCUGGCACGAGCAGCUGGCGGACUGCGCGCAGCCCACCAGCCUCAGCAUCAGCGCGCUGGCGCCGUCGUCGUGGGCGAUCGGCUACGCGCGCGUCUGCGCCCUCGGCGCGCUCUGGGCGCAGUGGCUGGGCGACGGCACCGUGGCGCCGGCUGCGCUCGCCCUGGCGGCGGCGUACACGGGCAUUGCGGGGCUCGAGGCGGCCGAGCGGCAGCAGCCGGCGGGCGCCCGGCGCUCGGCCGGCUUUGUCGCGCUGUCGGCCUUCGACCACCUGGUGCAGGCGGCCGUCGAUGCGCUGCGGCCGCAGCUGCUGCUGCAGAGCUCGCGGGCCGCGGCGAUGGACGCGAUGCUGGGCGCCGUGGCCGCCUGCGACGCGCGCAGCGGCGCCGCCGCCCCCGUCAACGUCGCGACGCUGGGCCGCUUUGUCGGCGCGGCGCUGCGCUCGGCGUUUGCCGCACACCAGCCGGCGGCGCCAACGCUGGCGCGCACGCCGGGCCGCGGCCCCGACGCCACAGCGCUGGCGCCGCCGGCCAUUGGGCUGGCGUGGUCGCAGCGCCUGGAGCGCGCCGUGGCUGCCAAAACCGGCAUGGCGCAGAUGCUCGAUGCCGAAGGCGAGCUUCGGACGGAGCCCCUGGCUGCGGCGGAGUGGGCGCCGAUGGCCGCGUGGUUUGCGGCGCUGGCGCAGACCAUCCAUGGCGUCGUGCGCCCGCGCCACGCCAUGGCGCUGGAUGCGCAGAUUCGCCGGCUGGCGGGCGACGCGCCGGUCGCUGCUGUUGCGCCGUACCAGCGCGCGCUGGGUCGCGAGCUGGCGAAGGCUGGCGCCAUUAGCGCGCGCUUGGAGGAGGCGCGCGCUGGGGUGGGGCUGGCCGCGCGCGAGUCGAUGCUGAGCAUGUCGCCGACGCCGAUGCCGCGGCGGCUCGCUCGCGACCAACGCGGCGAUGGCGACGACGCUAUGGACGUUGACGCAUGAAAAAAAUGUUUUUUCCCCCCUUUUUGUCGCACACACACUUUGACUUUGAUCCAUCCAUUUUUUAUCCUGCUUUCUUUCUUGC
Molecule: messenger RNA, 1314 nt
Organism: Kickxella alabastrina
Lineage: Eukaryota; Fungi; Kickxellomycota; Kickxellomycetes; Kickxellales; Kickxellaceae
Exons: 1
Coding region: 108-1232 (374 amino acids)
Source: RefSeq, a predicted model, not a curated record